Fusarium tjaetaba is the source of this 4461-nucleotide messenger RNA. RefSeq names its product serine threonine kinase. Gene Ontology annotation, biological process: protein phosphorylation. The transcript has 8 exons. Bases 1 to 4461 code for a protein of 1486 amino acids. Lineage: Eukaryota; Fungi; Ascomycota; Sordariomycetes; Hypocreales; Nectriaceae. The record is from RefSeq and is a predicted model, not a curated record. Gene Ontology annotation, molecular function: protein binding; protein kinase activity; ATP binding.
AUGGGCGAUUUUCAAUCAUUUUCGACAUAUUCCGCUCCCUUUUCGGCAACGGAAUUGAUUAAUCGACCCGAUAAAACAUACGCAGUCAAAGGCCAAGCUGAAUUCUUGGCUGUCGCCGUGGCCCUCGAUGUCCCCAUCCUCAGCGCUCAAAACAAUGUCAUCGCCAGCAUGAACAUCCUCUCAGCUGGUGCAGGUGCUUCAUUCGCUGUGUUUGCAUCAGCUGAAGAGCUUAGUCUCGACGCAGACGAGGACUUUAUCAAUGCGACACCCGGAGUGCGCGAUUGGAUUCAGAAAGCGAAGGACAGCCAAAAGUUCAGACGAUAUGUCACAAAAAAGAUUGUUACCGCUCAAGGAGUUGCGAGUGACUCGCCUCAACUUGCCGCUGCUAUUAACGAGAUACGAGUUUUGUCGAAUGAGACUAUUCGACAAUGCGAUUUUAUUGUCUCGAUGCUAGCCAUUUCGUGGAGCGAGUCACCGAGUGUCGGGCGGUUUUGGCCACAGGUUUUGCUCGAGGCUGCUGAUGAGGGGACGUUGGCGGAGUAUCUCGCCUCUAACAAAGCGGACUUCAAGUCCCAAUUGGCAAUAUCCAUGAACAUCGGCCGUGCGCUGCAGUUUCUCCACGCUCACGGCAUCGUGCACGCUGAUCUGAAGCCAACGAACGUGCUCGUCUUCACGUCUGGCUUGGAUGAACACCAGCAUGACCUCCUUCAUAAAACUGGUCUUCCGCCAAUCCGGGCUAAACUUUGCGACUUUGGAUAUGCGGUCAUUCUUGAUGAUUAUAAAUCUGAGCACAUGUUUCAAGCGAGGAUUGGCAGCCUUCCAUGGAUGGCACCUGAACUUGACGCCGAAGAACCUAUUAGAUUGGAGGAUCUUCAUAAGACGGAUAUUUAUUCUCUUGGAUUACUCACUGCCAGCAUCUUCAUGAAGGGUUGUACACCGCUUGAGUCACUGAGUCCGGGUGAUGUUUUGGAGAUGAAGAAGAAGUCACCCGGCCAGUCAAGCUCAGCAGUUGGAUCACUCAUAGAGAACAUCAAAGAGAAGACACCUCUCUCGGAACAGCAGGAAGAGUUCGUCUACGCCUUUCUCGAGGGAACCUGUGCACCUUCACCCUCGGGCAGGGUGUCAUUAUCAGCGAUACAGAGUUAUCUUUUCCUGGGACUCAUGCAACAUCUACAUACUGGAAAGGCAACCAUUCCCCUAGAGUGGUUCAAGGAUCUACGGCCAGCUGUAGACGGAUACAAGGGCGCUCUGGGUGCGCUUGAGAAGAAACAUUCAGGAUUGACAAAUGAAAUCGACCAGGACGAAAUGCUCAUCCAACUACGACAAAUGUACGACCAAGUCAUAUCCAUCAGGAUCAACAACCCAGAGUUCGAGAAAAUGCUCGCAACAUGCUUCGAAGAUCACAGCCUCAAACCAGCUAGUCUCAAGAAGUUUAAGAAGAACUGGAAGCCCGAUGAGGAUACUCAAGACAGUGAGGGCUUCAUCUCUCGAAUGGAGGAGACAUUCGAUGGAGCUAUCUCUAAAGUUCCAGAUUUUGCAUUUGAGCACACCUUAAACGUAUCACUCAUCCCAAGAGUGGCGCAGGAAGAGGUCUUUCGGGAUUUGAGGGAAAGCGUUGAGUCAGGAGAUGUACAAAACUCUGCUGCUCCUUUGCAUCUUGCAGGCGCAUAUCUCAAUGGACAGCUCGUCGAGCCAUCGAUAGAGAGAGGCCUGGAGCAUCUUGUUACAGCAGCUAUGAUGGAUAACCCUGAUGCAUUGUCUAUUAUUCUUAGAAUCUUCGAUGCAUGCGACACCCCUCUGCCGCCAGAGAGCAAAGAUGAACUUCUUAGCAAAGUUGAGUCAUACGGAACAAAGACGUUCGGUCUUGCUCAAGGAACACUAUUCGACCAUUUAGUCCCGAAGCAUCUCUCAACCACUCAAGUCCUCGGCAAGACCUGGGUUCACAAGUGGCCAGAGAAGUAUGAAGCAUAUCUCGCAACUGAGAGAAAGUUUCCGAAUAUGUUUCUUCUCCACUGCAACAGCCCUUUGUUCUUGAAGGACAAGCCAAUUAUGAACACUCCAGUAUUCGACUUUGAUCGACUAUCGUGUAUGAAAGAUGCAGGAAAAGAAAACAUUGACCCAGGAAGGAUGGAGGAGUUCAAAGAGGAAGCCACUCGACUUGACUGCCUCAACUGCUGCAACAAGGAUGGCUUUACCCUGCUUCAGAUUGCAGCUUGUAAGAACGAUCUUGCCAUGGCGCGUGCUCUAGUCGACCUUGGUGCUGAUGCUAACGCACAUGGCAACACUCACGGCUGGGCACCAUUGCUUCUAAGCUGCCACUGCGGCCACUCCGACAUGGCAAAACUCCUUAUCGACAACGGCGCUGACCCAACUAUUCGAGAGACUCUCUACGGCGCGACGGUUCUUCACUCCCUAACGCAGUUCUCCAAACGUGAGCACUGCGAGGAGAUAUUUGACAUUGCUUUGUCAGCUGGUCUCGACAUCAAUGUCCAGAUGAAGAACGGUGCAACUCCACUCCACACUACAUUUGCAUCAUGGGAUUAUUCUCAAGGGCUGGCCACUGAGCUUCUGCUGGAGUAUGGUGCAGAUCCGACGAGACAUGUCCAAGAAUGGGAUGGAUUCUUGAAUUUCAACACUGCUAUUGCGCAUGCGGCUCAGCAACUUGACGUCGAUCUUCUGCGGAAAAUGUUAGCUGCCUCAGAGGCCUUGGUGGCUAUUCUGGGCUUGUCAGCACGACGUCAACUCAGCGAUGCCAAAGCUCAAGCGCUGAGUGCUCUUUUCCGCAGAACACGCUUCUACUGUAUGUGCGUCGGAGGCAAAGGGUACAAGGAAAAGUUGGAGACUGUCAUCUCUCUCCUAGCUGACGAAGAUACUCGGGCGGUGAUGAUUGAGAGACGACGAGUGGAUAAGAAGCAACCGACCGAUCCGUUCUUGACGAUGUGCACCUUCAGAGGGUCAGGCUUCUUCGUCGAUGCAUUUCUGAAAGUCUUUCCAGAUACUAUCAUCGACGAUCCUUCGUGGAACUUGCCCCGAUUGUUUCUUCAUGUCGCUAUUGAGAGGAGAGAUAUUGAGGCAGUACGUGCUUUUGUCAGACAAGGUGCGAAUAUUCUCACCAAGGAGAGACGAGGGCGGAACGCUCUUCACUUUGCGGCGCACUACUUCCCCAAAAUCUUGCCAGAGCUUAUCACGACGCUUGAAGAGUUCCCCUUAGAGAAACGACAGAGCAAGAGCAUGACGGAGAUAUUGGAGGGGCAGUGCAACUCUGGCCUUACAGUGUUUGCUCAGCUUCUCGUCGAAGGCUACGAUGAUGAGCGCAAACUGGCUGAGGCUCUACGUGCGAAGCACUCUUUGAAGCAUGAUUACAAGAUGAGUCGAGAUGGCACGUGGGUAACAUUCGGAGGCUACCUCGUCUCACUCGCUGUCGCCGAUGGCUUGGUACCCAUCGAACAUAUCCAGUAUCUCCUCAAUCUCGAUCCACUUCCCGAGUACGUAACUACACCGGCGGGCAAGACUUUACUAGCAACAGCUAUAGAGGGCUUUUCAGGAUCUCGAGAUUCGUAUGACCUUGCAUGCCACCAAAUCACAAGAAUGCUCUUAGCAAAGUACCCAGCUUUCGAUGACAUUUUUCGCAUAGCAGAUGAAAGAGGUCGGACUUCUCUGCACAUGGCAGCUUACUGGUCCAACAAGACCGCUUUGCAAAUGAUCAAAGACCAUGCACAAUGGCACUUCCCCGGCAAGAAAAUUCCAUGGAAUACAGUGGCUAGUGGCAACACGGUCUUGGACCACGCGUUACUCGGUAUCAAAGAGAAGUCACUCCCAGCGCUUGAUACUGAAGUCAAUAAAGUGGCAACAAGGUCUACUAAGAAAGCUGCGUUGGCGUGCUACGUGUUCUUACGUGAGAAUGGGGCAUUGCAUAAUUGGGAGUUGGAAGGGUCCUUGGUAGCGGCACGGUUGAUCAUGUACCCACCUGACUUCCAGAAGAUUGGCCUUUUCUUGAGACUUGCGACACAAAGACUCGGGCUAGGUCCACCAGACGUCGACUUUGACAGAUGCGUCGAAGUUGGCACCACUACCAGUCUUGAUGGAAGGCUUAUCCGAGUUCCGGUCGUGGACCUCAUCUGGAAACAUGACAACUUUAUCCUCAGAUUCUAUUCAGUCCGCAUAUCUUCUCUAGCAGUCGAAGGCUUCCGUCAAUUUCACGGCUGGAUUGAGAAGAGAAUGACAGAGACCGAACCAAGAUGUUAUGAAAGUCUAGGUCUACCCGCCGGACUUUGGCCGUUCAUGACUCUCACCUACGGCCAACCCAUACCCUACGCAAAAGACACUAUGCGCUGGACUCGUGAUGGGCGGGUUUGGACUGAAGAGGAACGCGAUGGUCUGAAGUCACAGUUUUCUUCACUAUGGGAGAUUUUCUUCGGGGAGGUUGAAGAACAGUUCUUGUCUAGGUUCGAGAUGGCUUAA